This is a messenger RNA of Micropterus dolomieu (smallmouth bass), 2493 nucleotides long. RefSeq names its product polyserase-2-like. NCBI's taxonomy places the organism in Eukaryota, Metazoa, Chordata, Actinopteri, Centrarchiformes, Centrarchidae. Gene Ontology annotation, molecular function: serine-type endopeptidase activity. The transcript has 11 exons. Gene Ontology annotation, biological process: proteolysis. Bases 4 to 1731 code for a protein of 575 amino acids. The record is from RefSeq and is a predicted model, not a curated record.
GCGAUGGCUUUCUACAAAGUGAUCUGUGUGGCGACUCUGCUGACUCUCCUGACACAAGAGUCUCACUCACAACUAAGUGUGUGUGGUCAGCCUCCGCUCAACACCAGGAUUGUUGGAGGACAGGUGGCCCCUGCAGGCAACUGGCCCUGGCAGGCCAGUCUGCAAAACUCUGGGACCCACUUCUGUGGAGGAACCCUCAUUAACAAUCAAUGGGUGCUGACUGCUGCUCAGUGCUGCGCAAGUUCAGGCGUAAGCACAAGCACUCUGGUUGUGUCUCUGGGUCUCCAGAGUCUACAGGGAUCAAACCCCAAUCAAGUGUCUCGGACAGUAUCACAGAUCAUCAUUCAUCCCAACUUUAACUCUGGAACUUUUGAUAACAACAUCUGCCUCCUGAAGCUCUCCUCACCCGUGACUUUCACCACCUACAUUCAGCCCGUCUGUCUGGCAGCCACAGGCAGCAACUUCUACAAGGGGACUGUCUCCUGGGCCACCGGCUGGGGCAAUGUUGGAUCUGGAGUGUCCCUUCCUUUCCCACAAAACCUAAUGGAGGUGCAGCAGCCGAUUGUAGGAAACAGAGAGUGUAACUGUAACUACGGAGUGGGUGUGGUCACAGACAACAUGAUGUGCACCGGGUUCAGUGCUGGAGGAAAGGGCAUCUGUCAGGGGGAUGGAGGAGGUCCGCUGGUGAGCAAGCAGGGCGGUCGCUGGAUCCAGUCGGGAAUCACUAGUUUUACCAGUAGUAGAGGCUGUGCCCAGCCUAAUCUCCCAUCAGGCUACACCCGAGUGUCCCAGUAUCAGUCCUGGAUCAACAGCCAGAUCACCAGCAACCAGCCAGGCUUCAUCACCUUUACCUCCGCUGGGACCGACGGUGACCUCAGCAUUACCUGCCCUGGCCUGCCACUAUCAAUACCCCAAGUUUGUGGUCAGCCAACACUCAACACCAAGAUUGUUGGAGGACAAGUGGCCUCUGCAGGCAGCUGGCCCUGGCAGGCCAGUCUGCAAACCUCUACAGGGUUCCACUUCUGUGGAGGAACCCUCAUUAACAAUCAAUGGGUGCUGACUGCUGCUAACUGCUUUGCAAGCACAGGCAUAACCACGAGCAAUCUGAUUGUGGUUCUGGGUCUCCAGAGUCUACAGGGAUCAAACCCCAAUCAAGCGUCUCGGAGAGUAUCACAGAUCAUCAUUCAUCCCAACUAUAACCCCCUAAAUUUGGAAAACGACCUCUGCCUCCUGAAGCUCUCCUCACCGGUAGCUUUCACUUCCUACAUCCAGCCCGUCUGUCUGGCCGCCCCGGGCAGCACCUACUACAAGGGGACUCUCUCCUGGGCCACCGGCUGGGGCAAAAUUGGAACUGGAGUGUCCCUUCCUUUCCCAGGAAACCUCAUGGAGGUGCAGCUGCCAAUUGUGGGGAACAGACAGUGUAGCUGUACCUAUGGAUUGAGCAUAGUCACAAGCAACAAGAUGUGCACCGGGUUGAGUGCUGGAGGAAGGGACAUCUGUCAGGGGGAUGGAGGAGGUCCACUGAUCAACAAGCAGGGCGGUCGCUGGAUCCAGGGGGGAAUCACGAGUUUUACCAGUAGUAGAGGCUGUGCCGUGCCGAAUAUCCCAUCAGGCUACACCCGAGUGUCCCAGUAUCAGUCCUGGAUCAACAGUCAGAUCACCAGCUUCCAGCCAGGCUACUUCCCCUACACGUCCACUGGGACUGACGGUGACCUCAGCAUCACCUGUUAAUCACCAAAAACCUACACCCUAACGGUGAUCUGGUGGUGCCUCCUCCAACAACAACUGCACCAGCACUGCUGCCACCAACAUACCAACUACCAGCGGGGGCGCUCCUGCUCACUCCCCCUUCUUCAAAUUCCUCAUCUCUGGAUGGCAUCUGCUUUUUCUCUAUAAUGAAGGGUGUAAAAUAAAAUGAAUAAAAAUGAAUUGUUUAAGCAGCACCGAACAAAUGUAGGUAUAUGUAUCCUGGCAUACCAGCGUGUCAAGGUUUUUGAAGGAUCCAGAUGUUACGCAAAGACAAAAUGAUGAUUUGUCCUUUACAUAAAACUUCCCCUUCAAAUAACUGAAAACAGGAUGGUGUUUAUUGAUUACAUUGCAGACAGGAUUAAACUCAUGCAGUUGUGGAGUUUCCUACAGUUGUUAACAAAUGGAUUCAAAAACUUAAGGAGCAUAUUUUAGAGGUCAGAGGAACACAUGUCCAUCAUCUACCUAUCUGAGCUAGUGUACCUUACUGUACAAUUAUAUCUAAAGUGAACAAGCAGCUUUUGCUCUAAAAAAUACUUAAACUGAACUUUACAUUGAUAAUAAUUCAGUUUGAAAGACAAAUGUCAAUAUUAAGUCUUGUCCUGUCCUGUAGAUGUGAAAGUGCUGAACUAUUAACCCCUUUGAUUUUUUUUAUCACCAUAACCUGGUUUUUAAUUAACUGAAAUCCUUUCUGUCGGCUUUGAGCACAUGUAUGAACUCAACUCAUGCAGUCUAAUCCAAAUGUCC